This is a messenger RNA of Mangifera indica (mango), 1701 nucleotides long. RefSeq names its product aluminum-activated malate transporter 2-like. Bases 111 to 1565 code for a protein of 484 amino acids. The record is from RefSeq and is a predicted model, not a curated record. Gene Ontology annotation, biological process: malate transport. Gene Ontology annotation, cellular component: plant-type vacuole membrane. NCBI's taxonomy places the organism in Eukaryota, Viridiplantae, Streptophyta, Magnoliopsida, Sapindales, Anacardiaceae. The transcript is spliced from 6 exons.
ACUGGAGCACCUCCAAAAGCAUCUUCGAUCAUCCAUUAAUAUCCUCCUCAAAUUUUCUCUCUUAGAAGGUCUGUUUCGCAGUUCAUGCAAAUUUGCCUCUAGUUUCAGUGAUGGAAUUGGAGUCUACAAGCCCAGAAAAAGCAGGGUAUUUUGCUAGGGUGUGGAAGCUUUCCAAAGGCUUGCUAGAGAAAUUGAAGGCCAAGGUGGUUGAACUUACCCUGAAAACAAUAAAGCUCGCGAAAGAUGACCCAAGAAGAGUUGUUCAUUCACUUAAAGUAGGACUUGCACUCAAUCUCGUCUCACUGCUUUACUACCUCCGCCCACUCUAUGAUAAUUUUGGCGUCUCUGCAAUGGGGGCUGUCAUGACUGUUGUUGUGGUAUUAGAAUACUCUGUGGGAGCCACUCUUGGAAAAGGUCUGAAUAGGGGAUUUGCAACAUUGCUUGGAGGGGCUCUAAGCGUUGGAGCUCAUCACUUAGCUUGUUUAUCCGGGGAAAGAGGCGAGCCCAUAAUGCUUGGCUUCUUUAUCUUUCUGCAAGCCGCGGCAUCAACGUUUAUACGGUUCUUCCCCAAGAUCAAGGCGAGAUAUGACUAUGCGUUACUAAUAUUUAUAUUGACAUUCUCGUUGAUAUCGGUAUCAGGCUUUAGAGAUGAUGAAAUAAUAGAGUUAGCGCGCAAGAGGUUGUCGACCAUCCUCAUAGGUGGAUCUGUCUGUGUCAUCGUUUCCAUUUUGAUUUGCCCUGUAUGGGCUGGCCAAGACCUUCACAAUCUCAUUGCUUCCAACAUGGCAAAACUUGGCAACUUCCUGGAAGGAUUUGGAAAUGAAUACUUUAAAACAUCGAAGGAAGGAGAGUCUGAGGCAGAGAAGUCAUUUUUGCAACAAUAUACAAGUGUUCUAGCGUCAAAAAGUAAUGAAGAAUCAUUGGCGAAUUUUGCGAAAUGGGAACCGGGACAUGGUAGGUUUCAGUUUCGCCAUCCAUGGAAUCAGUAUCUCAAAAUUGGAACUCUCACCCGCCAGUGUGCCUAUAGAAUUGAUGCACUAAAUGGCUACCUCAACACUGAAAUUCAACAUACAUCAUCAGAAUUGAGUUGCAAAAUAGAAGAAGUAUACAGAGAAAUGAGCUUGGAAUGUGGUAAGGCACUUAAGGAACUGGCAUUGGCAGUCAAAACAAUGAGUCAACCAUCCUCAGCUACUAAUACCCACAUUGAAAACGCAAAGUCUGCCGCCAAAAACCUAAACUAUUUACUCAAAUCAAGUGUAUGGGAAGACACUGACUUCCUAGCAGUGGUGCCAGUGGCCGCUGUGGCUUCACUGCUAAUUGAUGUGGUUGACUUCACCGAAAAUAUAGCUGAUUCAGUUUACGAGCUAACAUCAAAGGCUAAUUUUAAAAGAAUUGAUGUUGCUCAUUCACCGGAAAAACCACAGAUACGACAACCAGACAAUACAAAAUCUCCGGCCAUGGUUGAUUGUCCCCAUGUUUGCAUUACUGUUAAUGAGCCAACCCCAGCACUAUCAGGAAAUGGGAAUCCCUCCGUAACAAAGGCUAUGGGAGAUUUGGAGUUGUAGGUAUACAAUUGCUAACAAAAAAAAUUUUGUGUUUGCACAAAAUUACUAAUGGUUUAUUUUAUCUGUAACUAAAAAUUAUCAAAUAACAUAAUAUUAAUAUAAAAAUUAUGAGGCUAGCGCUUGAAGCCGUUCCAAA